CAAUCCGGAAAGUGGCUCUCCGUACUAUUUCGUUUCUCACUACAACUUUGUUCAUUGCAUAUUACAAGAUGGCGGCCUCCAUGAAACAGAAAUGUUAAAUAUUUUGUAAGUCUAGAAUGGCAACAAAAAGAAGUCACAUAGACAUUGAUCCAGAUUAUGAAGAUGUAACCCAGGCACAGACUAAGAGACAGAAAGUUCUGGAAGAAGAUGCUAAAGAGAGUACGAGAAAGAAAAUAGAGAUGAUUGUAAGGAAUGAGUUUCAUCAGGAACUCAAGAAUAAAGAGAAAGAACUGGACUGCAUUGAUCAGAGUUUAAGACAUUGCCAGGUGGUGAUGGACAGACUCCGCGCCUGUAUUGUGGCUAAUUACUAUGGAUCAGCCAGUCAGCAGAGAUUCAUCAAGAAUGAUCCUCAGCCGAUUGUACCCAUACACCCAGCUGUGAAGGACACGCUGGGAAAACGACCUCUCCAAACCACAAUCAAAGUGGAACCCAAAACAGAACACGAUUCAACUGAGAGGCUGGUCAUGAAGCAGGAACUGCCAGAGAUAAAAGAGACAAAGGAGGGCGUGUUGAUAAAACAGGAAGUGUCAAACGAUGGGAGAACAAACAGAUCAAAUCGAUUUAAAGUCCUGAGAAGAAUUGUUAUUGGGAAUGUUUCAAAGUACAUCCCAGUUGACAGAAGAGAUGAAAAUGACCAAUCAACUCAUAAGUGGAUGGUGUAUGUCAGGGGCCCAAAGGGGGAACCCAACAUUGAUCACUUUGUGAAGAAAGUCUGGUUUUUCCUGCACCCCAGCUACCGACCUAAUGACCUUGUUGAAGUGUCACAACCCCCAUUCCAUCUUACACGGCGUGGGUGGGGGGAGUUUCCCGUUCGAGUGCAGCUGUACUUUCAGGAUGCAAGGAAUAAAAAAGUAGAUGUCAUUCACCAAUUAAAGCUUGACAGGACUUAUACUGGUCUACAAACUCUGGGAUCAGAGACGGUGAUAGACGUUGAAUUGGAAAAGGAUAUAGAAGUAAAACCUUCCAUCAAAGUCACUUGUAAUGGGUCGCCAUCAACGGGGGACGCCAUAGAAACAAAUGUCACGAUUCCUGAGCAUUUGUCCCCGAUCAAAAAAGAAAUCAAGAAGGAGAAUAAUUCACCCAGAUUAUCUGACGUAAAAACUCCCAAUAAGAAUCUCAACAAAUCCCAAAAUAUCUCUAAAAGUGUUUCCCAGUUUUCUCCAGGCAGUAAACAAUCCAACAUGACCCUAACUUUGGGAACUUUUGGAUCUUUGACUUCAUGUAGCAUUAACAAGUCGGGGACCAUAGAAACGGGUCAGAAUGGAACCCCUAUCAAUGGUUUUAAGCAGCAAUCUGCCCACAGUUCUGCAAGUGUUUCAGAGGCAGAGGGUGCUUUGUCAAAACAUUCUUCAGAAUUACAGAAAAUGCUCCUUCAGACUAUGCCUCCAUCAGUGGGAAAGGGGUCAUCUAUUUCACCAAGAAAUGCCCAAGUGGUACAAACGGUCAAGUCUUCUAGAGAAGACCAGAAAGGAAAUUCAAGUGUUGUGAAAUUCUCCACUUCAGGCACUGUUAAUUCUCAGCAAGGAAAGUCUCCACAAAAGUCUGGUAAUGGUGUUAUAUCACAAGGAAUUCGCACACAAUCAGCCAGUCAAAAUUCACAACCACCCAAUCAAACAACAGUGUCAUCAGGGACUCUCGGGACUCAGGCACAGACGCUUUAUAUUCGAUGCAAAGACAACCAGGGAAAUAUAUUUCUCGUCCCUCAUCAUCUGUUGAAAACUGUACCUGGUACACCUGCAGGAAGCCAGCCAGUGAAUAGCCCGACACAUAAAGGGAUCACAUCGAGUCCCAAAACAAUGCCCUCAAAGGGAUCUCCACAGAAGAUGGACAGUGUAUCUCUAACACAGAAUUCUGCAGCAGCGGAUGUGAACACAGCUAGUGUUUUCUCUAGUCCUCUGAAAACUCAGGUUUCUACUGUAACUGCUCAAAAUCAAACAGUCUUUCAGCAGUCUGUAGGAGCUACAUGUAAGUCUGUCUUUCAGAAACCUGUAGUGCAAAAUUCUCAAUUACUCAUCAGGUCCCAUGCACCCAUAACAAAAAGCAAUAUAUCUCCAGCACCUGGCGUGCCUAGUCCUGUGUUACUGAUAAAAACUGAGGUUAAUCCUGCGAGACCAGUGCUCACAGUUGGCCAGCCUACCAAAGCACUGGACAAAAAUGGAAAAGAAGUGACCCAGCCAACACAGCUACAACUGCACCUGCAGGGACAGAUUCCUCACAACCAGCUCAAAGUCACUAGCCAGGGACUGAAGUCCGUGCAGCCGUCCGGAAAGAACAGGGUCAGCAAAAAAAUUGAAACUGUGACACUCAUCCAAAAGACAGACUCAAAUGUGGAGAAUAAGGUCCCCAGCAAGACUUGUCAGCUGGCCUCAUUGCUCAGGGGGGACAUAGCAGCAGCUCACAGAAACGCAGGGAAGCAGGUGUCUCUAGUGGCUGGUGUAAAUGCAACCUCUGCUCAGGUGCUCAGUAGUCAAAGCACCACACAGAAUGUUUUGGUUCAAAAAACUGUAGAAUCUCAAAAGGAUACAUUUUCAUCCAAUGGGGGGUUAAAACCAACAGCAGGGAGAAACAUGGCUGAUGCCUCCACUUCUGGAAACCAAGGUACCAAAUUGCAACAGACCCCAGUUAGUGUUAUUUCUCAAGCAAUUCCAAAAUCUAUGCAUUCUGUUAUCCUCGUGAAUCAAGAGGCCAACAAAGUGCCUGCCAUUCAGCUCCCUUGUAAAACAGUUGAUAGUAGUGCCCUUACUCAGUGUAGUGGACCUGUGAUGCUUACAUCAAGUACAAAAACCACCAUAGCUGGGGGGUCACCUUCCUCAACAUUAACGUCUGCAUCUAUCAAUCUUGCUAAACAACAAGUUGCUGGUAGAAGUGAUCUUUCUUCGGGGUUAGUUGCAGGAAGCAAGGAACAGCUGAAGACAGUGAUAGCCAAGAUAGGCACACAAACCCUGUUGCUGCAGUUACCUGUAUCAGAAUCAGGGACCCUGAACAAACCUGUGGAAGUGCCAAAGGUCAACAAGGUUGUCUCCAAGCUAGCAGAAGCUCCAUCAAAUGCAGCACUCAUAGAAAGUCUAAAGAAACAGGCAGCAGAGAAAGAGGCAAGUCUGAUAGCAAAAGCAAGGUUGUCGUACAAGGAGAGAAAACUUGGAUUGCCUGUGAGUACUGACCCACAAACAGACACACAAGAAAAGAGAAUUCAUAAGUGGAAGAAGAAAUCACCAGAGGACAAAUUGCUGAAAUUUUCCCAGAAGUCUCUGCAGGACAGCACUGAGCCAGUGAAAGAUGUAGUUCCUCUUUGUGUUGAAAACUACCCAGAUAUGCAGUCGUUGGUCAGGGCAGCCAUUAAAAGACAUCCGAUUGUUUCUCCAUCUGCAAACAUUUGUCAGCACCCAUACUGUGCGAGUACUGUGGAGCAGUGGUUGUCAUGGAACGUGGGAAGACGACGAGCAUCAGAGUGGCAAAGAGCAGCAGCAUGUCAAAAGUAUUUGAAAAAGUCUUUGAAAGGAGACCAGUUUAAAGGGAACCAGCUAUGGUCCGUGAAGCAAAUUGUUUACUGGUGUCGUCUGCAUACCUACAGUCCACAUUAUAUGGAGAAAACUCUGCAUCCAACAGGGGUAGAUUUCCCCAUGAAGAACGCAAGAAUGGGAGGUGGGUUUUCUUCAGCAACAGACAGUUUUACCACAAUAGUAGAUGUUGACCGGAUCAAUAAUAGACUAAGCAGGGAGAGCUGUUCUGAAGAGGAGGUUGAUAUUAUUUCCACAGAGCCACCAAAGCAGAAAAUUAAAGUGGAACCUCAGGAGGAGACUGAGGACCUCGAGGACCCCUUCAUUCUGCCACCAUCUGAUAAUGCCCGCUUUGUGCAGGAUGUGACUCAAAAGAUUGGGGUGAUGUUUGAGCCAGUUCCUGUCCUGGAUGAUGUUCAUAGCUCCGUAUCAGAGGAUAUUGUAUUUAAGGCAAUGCUGUGUUUUGUUGAGGAUGUCAUUACAGAGACCUUUUCUUACAAGGUUAACAUGGGCAGGUAUCCUGAUGGUAUCGGAGUUGUGGAUGUGUAUAAGGCUCUGUCUGUACUCCCACAAGCUGACUUCCUGACGAACAAACAUCUGGGUGUAAAGGACAUCACCAGGUGACACAGGGAGACUGGAGCUUCCGUGUGUUCUACAGAUACCAGAGACAUAUCAAUGUUUAUCACGCGUACAAUGAGCAUGAUCAAUCAGAGUUCUUCACUAGCUCAGACAUUGAAUUUCUGAUUUAUAUUGUUCAACUUUAUAAGUUGAUAGACAUGAUGAUGAGAGUUUAUUUAUUGGAAUAUUUGAGCUAGACUUUCUGAAUUUAGCUUGAGUAUUGUGAAAUGUUUGUAUUCAAUAUUUGUCACCAGAGAUUUGAAAAUGUAUAAGAUUUGAAAUAUUACCUGUUGUAUAAAUUUUUAGAGAAUAUUAGGGAGAAUGACGAUUUGGUUUUUUUCCCAAUCUGACAAGAAAUAUAUGAAUAUUGCUCUGAAAGAUCAAUCUUGACAGAGGUUAUUUACACAUAGUAAAUAAAACCUCAUUCACGAGAGUAUGCAUGUAAAUUAUUUUUUAUAUUUCUGAGUCGUUUGCCUAAUAUAAAGUCAUUAUUUCCAUCUCCUAUGGUGGUCAGAUGUCUGGUCCGUACUGUAGGUCACAUUUAUUUCUCGAGACCUCAUCUUCGCAAGGAUGCAUUAAUGUAUUUAUUCACGAGACAUAACUUUCACAAAAUAUCUUUUAUCGCUUAAUUCUUCUGUAUUUCUAAACUAAAUUUUUUCAUAUGACCAGGUUUGCAAAAUUGUACUGUAUACAGGGAAACAUUCGCCCCUGUUUUAUUUUCGUUCCUUUUGCCCUCGUUGUCAUCACUUGGCAAUUCGUUCCUUUUGCCCUCGUUGUCAUCACUUGGCAAAUUUAAGAGUGGGUGAAACUGUUUUCUCUCAUACCUCUCUUCAUUAACGCAACAAUGUCUGGACGAAUUCAAAACUUGGCGAAACUGUCUGCAAGUGUAGAAAGUCGAAAAUGACCAUGAGUGACCCUGUGUACAGUAUGUAAAUAAUGUUCUCAUGAAUAAAAUUUGAUUUACAGUAGCCGACUCUUAGCUGAUGUGGGGGCCUCUUAUAUCCUAGCUGAUGUGGGGGCCCCUUAUAUCCUAGCUGAUGUGGGGGCCCCUGCACACAGCAGUAAAAGCCAUUUCUACAACAACAAAAUCAAAAUAUCAAUUUGGUCAUCUCUGCCAAUUUCUAUAUCCCUUUUCUGCAAAUAUUUGCGAUAAAAAAUUUAGUAAGGAAACUCUCAGGGUCAAAUAUUGCUUUCCUGAAAACAGUGAAAUACAAGUACAAUAUGGAAUCGCGCACAUCGAGAUAGUUCCAGUACAUAUUGAGAGCUUGUUACAUUUCCAUGGAGUUAAAGUAAUAUUUUGACAGACAUUGAUUAAAGUGUGAAAAUAGCACUGGAAUUUCUAUUUUACAUAUCCUGUGUUGUGAGACUUAUUGACUUAUUUACAUGUUGGUUAAAAUGAUGAGAGUGGUCAAGAUACAGGUAAAGUCAUUUCCUGUGUGGUGUUGUUUUGUUACUUUGGGAUUUUCUAAAGACAGCAAAAAGGGGAAACGAUGGAAAAUGUGAAAAGGAGAAAAUUGUUCAGAAGCAUGUUUCUCAAAACUUUAAUCUUUCAACAAAAAUACUGAUAGAUUUUAAA
This is a messenger RNA of Ostrea edulis (European flat oyster), 5751 nucleotides long. Its product is annotated as YEATS domain-containing protein 2-like. Gene Ontology annotation, cellular component: NuA4 histone acetyltransferase complex. Bases 117 to 4181 code for a protein of 1354 amino acids. Gene Ontology annotation, biological process: chromatin remodeling; regulation of transcription by RNA polymerase II. The transcript has 18 exons. Gene Ontology annotation, molecular function: histone binding. The record is from RefSeq and is a predicted model, not a curated record. Lineage: Eukaryota; Metazoa; Mollusca; Bivalvia; Ostreida; Ostreidae.